UAAAUCUGAGUUGACAGCCCAAUAACGCCAAAUAUCAGACCGAGAUUAAAGAUCAAAGAUCAAAACACAUCACACCAAUCACCAUCAACUUGUGCAGAUCACACAUUAUUAGUGCAUCAACAGUAGCUGCUGUAGCUACAGAUUUUUAGAUAAAAAGCCAGACAUUUUAUGUAUGCAGAUCACACAUUUCAGACAAAAAUAGCUUCUAAUUUCAGACAUGCAAGAAGAACAAGAUCCUUGUUCUUCAGGUUAUUGGCCUGCAAAUUUUCCUGGUGCAGCAUAUUAUGACGAGUCCGUUUUGUUUCCUUGGCCAGUUGAAGACAGCAUGAAUGGAUUUUCAUGUCCGUUAGUUCCGGUACUGUCUGCAGAAGAUAAAGCUGCUUCUGUCUCUAAGAACCAUAGCCAAGCUGAGAAGCGGCGCAGAGACCGGAUUAAUGCACAGCUCGGAGUUCUUCGGAAACUCAUUCCGAGAUCAGAUAAGAUGGACAAGGCAGCUCUACUAGAAAGUGCCAUUGAUCAAGUGAAGGAAUUGAAGAUUCAAGCAAAAGAAAUAAGCAAAGCUAUUACAAUUCCGACAGAAUUCGACGAAGUAACCGUCGAUAAUAUUGGCGAUUCUGAUGAUGUUAUACCCUCCACGAGCACUGCAAAAGAAAAUAAUAAUAUAUAUAUUCGAGCUUCAAUUUGCUGCGAUGAUAGACCGGAAGUUUUCUCCGAACUCAUUCGAGCGCUUAAUGGCCUUAGAUUGAAUUUAGUUAGAGCUGAAAUUUCGAGUGUAGGUGGAAGAGUUAAAAGCAUCUUAAUACUUUGCAAUGAAGGUGGUCGAGAUGACGGCGGCGGCGGCGGCGGCGUUUCUCUUAGCGCUAUCAAACAGUCGCUAAAUGUUGUUUUGAGUAGAAUUUCUUCAUCUUCUAUACCAUCAAAUUAUCAUAUAAGAAGUAAGAGGCAGAGGUUUUUUUUGCCUUCUCAAUAGUUAAAUUAUUAUUCUUAUAUACAUAUUAAUUUAUACAUAGAUAUAUAGAUCAAACUCUAAUUUAUUGAUGUUUCUUUGUAAGUUUAAUUUUUUAAAAUAUUGUUAGUAUAAAAUUUAAUAAUUUAACUAUAUUUUAAUU
Messenger RNA from Mercurialis annua (annual mercury), 1109 nucleotides. RefSeq names its product transcription factor bHLH51. Gene Ontology annotation, molecular function: DNA-binding transcription factor activity; protein dimerization activity. Gene Ontology annotation, biological process: regulation of DNA-templated transcription. The record is from RefSeq and is a predicted model, not a curated record. The coding region runs from base 218 to 970 and encodes 250 amino acids. NCBI's taxonomy places the organism in Eukaryota, Viridiplantae, Streptophyta, Magnoliopsida, Malpighiales, Euphorbiaceae. The transcript is spliced from 2 exons.